AUGGCGAGCACUUGGUCGUCCUCAACUUCUGCUCGCGAAUUCGAACUUGAGAAGGAGGUGAAAAGGCACGAGGUUGCUCUAGAUGAAUUGAGCUGUCUCUCUUCUUCUCGAAGCGUCUACCAGAAAAACGCCAACCUCUUCUUCCUCGCAACACCCGAGAAAGCGAAAACCAAUGCGCAGAAACAACUCAAACACGCAAAAUCAGAAAUUGACAGGAUUCGUUCUCAGACAUAA
Thlaspi arvense is the source of this 234-nucleotide messenger RNA. Lineage: Eukaryota; Viridiplantae; Streptophyta; Magnoliopsida; Brassicales; Brassicaceae. The record is from the annotation of a GenBank genome assembly.